AUGUCUACCGUGGACUCCGAAAAGAGUCACCUGCCCACUCCAAAACAAGAUGUAUCAGUCACUAUUGGGAGUGUCGACAUCGACUCUCGAGCAGAGCGCACAUUAGUCUGGAAGUUUGAUCUUCGGCUACUUCCUGUGUUGGCUAUCAUGUAUCUCUUCAAUAGCCUGGACAAGUCCAAUUUGGGCAAUGCUAAGACAGCUGGACUUACAGAGACACUCUCCCUGAAGGGGAAUCAGUACAACCUUAUUCUUAGCAUCUUUUUCAUCCCUUACGUUUUGACUGCACCUUUUCUCGGUCUUUUGGGGAAGAAAUAUGGACCAAACAUUGUGCUACCUUGCAUGAUGCUUGCCUUCGGUCUUUGUACAAUUCUUGUUGUCGCUGUUUUCAACUUCAGCGGUCUCCUCGCCAUUAGGUGGUUUUUGGGCAUGGCAGAGAGCGCGUUCUUCCCGUUGGUGAUCUAUUACCAAACGACUUUCUAUCGUCGGGGUGAGCUAGCUCGCCGACUCGCUAUUUUCUACGCUGCCCAGACUAUUGCCUCUGCCUUCUCCGGCUUGCUGGCAUUUGGCAUUUUCCGCAUCAAAACUGGUCCAUUGGCGUCCUGGAGGUAUCUCUUCCUGAUCGAAGGCGCAGGGACUAUUCUCUUUGCACUAUUUGCACUGUGGUAUCUACCUCGGUCGGCCUCAGAGGCAAGUUUUCUGACACCUGAAGAGAAACAACUCGCAUACCUUCGUUUGCAGAUUGACAGUUCUUCUGUGGUCAACGAAAAGCUGGACAUCCGGGAUGCGUUCAAAGUGUUUAAACACCCAACUAGUUGGGUGAUUUUAGGCAUUCAAAUUUGCCUUGGUGUUCCCUUGCAAGCUGUUCAGCUAUUCCUUCCGGUGAUAAUCCAGCGCCUUGGAUAUAGUACUGUGAAAACCAACCUAUUCACCGUGGCACCAAAUAUCUCAGGCGCUGUGGUUCUCCUUAUCCUGGCGUUCAGUAGUGACUGGACGAGAUGGAGAUUCCCCUUCAUUGCACUCGGGUUUUUGUUCACCUUCGUGGGGUUCAUAAUUUAUGCGACUAUCGAUGUGCAGCAUGACCUACAUGUAGCCUAUUUUGCUUCAUUUCUGAUGACUUGGUUGGUUCAUUUCCCUCCAAUCCGAGAUAGCUGGAAGCUCACAAGGUUAUUUAGGGGCACCUCUGCACCUUCCGUUCUUCUCGACGCCUGGUAUAAUAACAACACUGCUGAUGAAGGUCGUCGUGUGGUAUUAACGAGUAUUGCUGUCCCAUUGGCGAACUUGAUGGGGGUCGUCAGCUCGAACAUCUUUCGCACGCAAGAUGCACCCACGUAUCUUCCUGCGUUAAUCACUACGGCGUCGUUUGGUGGAGUUGGUAUUGUCUUGACACUCUGUCUGGGGCUUUGGAUGAUGGCGGAUAAUAGGAAGAGAGACCGACUGCAAGGUGUUCACCUUAAGGCAAGGGAUAUCCCUACAGAAUAUCUCAAGGAUGGGCCUGCGUGUGAUAGCUUCCGCUGGUUUUAUUGA
Molecule: messenger RNA, 1524 nt
Organism: Penicillium egyptiacum
Lineage: Eukaryota; Fungi; Ascomycota; Eurotiomycetes; Eurotiales; Aspergillaceae
Source: the annotation of a GenBank genome assembly